AUGAAGCGGAAGGAGUCCGUUUCCGAAGAGUCGGCAGCUCCACUGACACCGCGCGCGCCGUCCACGCCGGGCGAGGGCCCGCCGGCGCCGCUGACGCCGCACACGCCGCUCACGCCGCUCACUCCGCACCCGCCGCCUAUGCAAGAGGAACCUAACAGAUUGCGCACGUUGCUCAGCAAAAAGAGCACGUCGCAGGGUGACAGCUUGCCCAACACGAACAAUCGUAUUCUGAAGGAUCUGCUGAAGCAGGAGGACGAGGAGGCUACCGGUAGCGAGACGUCUGCGCCCCACACCCCACACACGCCGCACACGCCGCUGACGCCGCACACGCCGCACACUCCGGCGUCUGCGCUGUCGCCCCUGCACACUGCACAAGCUCACUCCCGGCCUCCACCGCAUCAUGCCCAGCAUCAGCCCCCGACUUCACAUGCCGCUCAACAGGCUCCGCAUCAUAAUAAUCAGUUAUUAAGGAUACUGAAUGACAAAUCUGAUGAAGACGGAGAAGAAAGGAGAAAUCCCUCAGACCCUCGGAAUACGUCGCAGCCUAGCGCGUUAUUGACCCAACUUCUGUCUGGCAGUAACGGCCCGUCUGGCAACGGCCGAACUCAAGAUAGCAAUGAUUUGUACCUGGAAAGACUAGCUGGGAUCAAGCGAAAGUUUGAAGAGUCUAAGGCUGCCGCAACAAAUCCAAAACGGGCUACACCUGAAAAUCAGCAGGUAACUUCGAGCGCGGUGCCGUGCUCUUCGACGGCGUCGUCGAGCGCGUCCAGCCCGGCGACGAGCAGCUCGGGCAAGAGCUCGCUCUGCCAGAAGAACCAGAUCCUGGUGUCGCUGCUGGCGCGGCAGCAGACGACGCCGCCGACGCCGCUGCCGCUGCCCAACCCCAUCCUGCGCGCGUACCCGCCCACGCGCCCGCGCGCCCCGCCGCAGCACCACCCCGCGCACGCGCCGCGCCACCCGCACACGCUCUCUAAUAUAUUGACCACCAACAACCGCGGUGGCAACGUGAACGGCGGCAUCGGCACCGGCGAGGCGGUGGGGAACGCGGGCGGCGGCGGGGGCGGGGGCGCGGGCGCGGGCGCGCAGAGCCACCUGCAGCUGGUGCUGCAGGGCGCGCGCGGCGCCUACCCGCCCCCCGCGCCGCCGCACCCGCACCCCGCCGGCCCGCUGCACUACGCCGCGCCCGCGCCGCACCACGUGUACGCGCAGCCGCCAGGGGGCAAUACACGUUUGCAAAGCGGUAAUAACGGUGAUAGCGAAGCGCACAGUGAUAAAACUCUUUCUGAGAUCUUAGACGAACUCAUAGAAACCAACGAGCGCGCUAAUGCGCCUGAACACGGUGGCCUAAUGGACCUUGAUAGUACGCGACCUACUAGAAAUGACUACCAGGGCGUAAAGGAAAAGAACGCGGCAAUAAAUGCCAUCACACAGAGCCUAAUGCAAUGUGAAACGGUGAGCAAGAGUCCUGUCUCUUCAAGUCCCGCUCCGCCUGUGUAUCCUGUACAGAGUCCCGGUACGUGCACGAUGAGCGGCGCGGGUGGGGUGGGCGGGGUGGGCGGCGCGGGCGGCGCGCUGUACGGGCUGCCGCGCGGCGACAGCGCGCAGUCGGCCCGCGCGCGCGCCUUCGUCGAGCAGCACCGCGCGCGCCUGCUGCACAUGCAGGAGUCGCAGCAGAUGCUCGUCUCGCCCGAGGCUGCAGAACAGCCUCAAACGGACCUUGGUUCGACAAUUAACGCUCUCGUGUCUGCGACUCCGCCUAAUGUUACUUUGUUGCCGAGAGCUGAUUAUCAUCACUUAUAUCAUCCGACCAGUCAAAUGGGUCCAAACUAUGGUACAAAUAAAAUUGUAACCUCUCAACAAAACUCCAUGUUGAGUAGGCAACUUCAUAACGCCGGCGGCGGGUACGGGCCGGGCGUGUCGGGCGUGUCGGGCGUGUCGGGCGUGUCGGGGCACGGCGCGGCGGCGCUGCACACGCCGGUCACGCCGCAGGCCUACCACCGCGCUCCCAGGCCGCAUCUCGUGGGCGGCUACUAUGAGGAGAGCGAGUAUUGCGGCGAGUACGUGCGGCGGGCUCCGCACGCGCCGCACCCGCCGCACCCGCCGCAUCCGCCGCACCCGCCGCACCCGCCGCACCCGCCGCACGCGCCGCAUGUCUCGCCGCACGACCACCUCUCAUAUAUGGGGGGUUCGGCGGGCAGCGGCGGCGCGGGCGGCGGGGUGGGCGGCACGUCGGAGUACGUGCGCAACGAGCUGCGCGCGGUCGUGGGCGCGCGCUCGGCCCGCCCCGACAUGCACGCCGUGCACGCGCCCGAGCUGGACUCCCUGCUCACCUUCGACAUGUCCGCGCCAGGUGGCGGCAGUGUGGUGGGGGGCCGAGCGACUUCGGCGUCGACAAACACGUGGGAGUCGCAACAGAGCACACCGAGUAUUACGGAGAAUUCUUAG
Messenger RNA from Zerene cesonia (dogface butterfly), 2445 nucleotides. It is a transcript of the gene tai, whose product is annotated as SH3 and multiple ankyrin repeat domains protein 1-like. Bases 1 to 2445 code for a protein of 814 amino acids. NCBI's taxonomy places the organism in Eukaryota, Metazoa, Arthropoda, Insecta, Lepidoptera, Pieridae. The transcript is spliced from 16 exons. The record is from RefSeq and is a predicted model, not a curated record.